Molecule: messenger RNA, 1306 nt
Organism: Cyprinodon tularosa
Lineage: Eukaryota; Metazoa; Chordata; Actinopteri; Cyprinodontiformes; Cyprinodontidae
Gene: ved
Product: ventrally expressed dharma/bozozok antagonist
Exons: 3
Coding region: 199-1032 (277 amino acids)
Biological process (GO): spinal cord motor neuron cell fate specification; neuron projection morphogenesis; endocrine pancreas development
Cellular component (GO): nucleus
Molecular function (GO): sequence-specific double-stranded DNA binding
Source: RefSeq, a predicted model, not a curated record
GAGACUGAAUGGGACGUCUUAAUUACUCCAGUUGUGAAAACUUGAAGGAGGGGAUGCAGCAGGCUUUGAUCUUCAGGUUGGGGCAUCUACUAUAAAUAGGGCUGCUUGGAAACUCAAUCAUAACUUCUACAAGUGACCAUCCUGAGAUCCUCUCCUCUGACCUGGACUUUUUUUAUUCUCUUUCUUCAUCCUGUGAGCAUGAAGGGUUAUUUCUCCAUCGAGUGGAUGGCCCAGAGCAGUAAGCCUGCAGACCCGCAGACUUUACCUGCUCCAGCAUCCGGGCCGGCGGCCUGGGGGACCAAUUCAGAGAGCCUGCCGGGUUUUUACUACAAACCCAAACCUGAGGAGCUUCUGGAAGCAGAGCAGCUGGUGAACCCAUUCAGCCAGGAGGCCCCUCAGCUGCAGACGUCACCCAGGAACCAAGUCAGUGAGGCUGGUUUCAGCAGCUGCACCGAGGAGGAGACCUCUGGGUACGAGAGCGAAGGAGGUCAUUGUCAUUCCCCCACCUCCCCCCCUGACAGCGCCUCCUCCACGACUCCCCCGUCGCCCCCCGUGGGCAGGAGGCCCCGCACAGCCUUCACUGCAGAGCAGAUCAGCAGCUUGGAGAGGGCGUUCAAGAGAAACGCUUACCUGGGAACACAAGACAAGGCAGAGCUUUGCAAGAAGCUCAACCUCUCUGACAAACAGAUCAGAAACUGGUUCCAGAACAGGCGGAUGAAGCUGAAGAGGACGGUACAGGACGCCUUGGCUCAUGCCUGCCAGGCUAAUGUUGCCUCUCGCUUCAUGCAUUAUCCUGAGCUGCAGGCCUACAGGCCCGGGCCGUACCCCAGGUACCACGCAGCAGCGCCAGAGGCAACGACUGCCGCUUCCUACGUUCAUCCUCACAGCCUUCAGUACAGCUCUCCUCUGACCAGCACCUCCGCUCUACCCCUGGACUCCUUCUACCAGUACGGCAGCCUGCCGGGGGUCAUGCUGCCCGCUGUCACCUCUCACCUCAGGGGAUCCUACCCCCCAUACCAUCAAUACUACUGAUCAGCAGGAGCAUCAGGAGUAUUUCUGGGACAAAGGAAUCUAUUUUUAAAUAAAAUCACUGAUCUUGUUAAGAUUAAUGGAACCAAACGGUUUACAAAAUCCUUGAACUGUAACCGGAGCCUUAACUGGGUGGUGUGCAAUAAUAUAAACUGUGUGUUAAUUUCUGCAUUUGAACAGUUUGGAUCUGUUUAACUUUGGAUUAAUGAAUCUUUUUAUUUAGAGUUGUUUUUUUUGUAACUGUGAAACUAAAUUUAAAUAAAAGAACUAUUGUUAA